Bactrocera dorsalis (oriental fruit fly) is the source of this 573-nucleotide messenger RNA. RefSeq lists its product as uncharacterized. The transcript is spliced from 3 exons. The record is from RefSeq and is a predicted model, not a curated record. NCBI's taxonomy places the organism in Eukaryota, Metazoa, Arthropoda, Insecta, Diptera, Tephritidae. Bases 1 to 573 code for a protein of 190 amino acids.
AUGAAUACCGAAGUUGCGCCUCCAGCGAAGAGGAAAAGACAGCAGCCAAACAAGAAGUGGAAGGAGAGUGAGGUGCUCUCAAUUAUAGAAUUUUUAAUGGAAGAGGCGGAAUUUGAGGCUCCAACUGCACAUUUGUUUUAUAAACGAUUUUUACAUAAAUCGCAGUUGGAUGUCUCAUGGGAUCUGGUGCGGUGGAAGGUUCGACAUUUGAAGGUGCAGUACCGUAAAGCCAAUGACUGGCUAGCGUCAACGGGUGCAGGACUACAAGAUGAAGCUGACGGCAGAACCAACGAAGGAAAAAUUGCUAAAAUGUGUCCAUAUUACGACCAGCCGAGGGAAAUAUUUGGAAAGCGGUUGCCGGCCAUGCAACCGUUACUCGUUGAAAGUAACCUUUCUUCGCCUCAGUUAUGUCCAGUUAGUCCUGCACCUGAAUUCGAAGUAGAAUUCUUGGAAGAAGAAUGUGUACCUGAUGCGCCAUCAAAUACUGCAUCUUCGAUGGCACAAUUUCCACACCGGUAUCAACAUACCAACGGUCAAUUCGGCCUCCGGAAUCAUCCGUUGGGCAAUUGGUGA